This is a messenger RNA of Rhodofomes roseus, 3822 nucleotides long. RefSeq lists its product as uncharacterized. The transcript is spliced from 5 exons. The record is from RefSeq and is a predicted model, not a curated record. The coding region runs from base 459 to 3434 and encodes 991 amino acids. NCBI's taxonomy places the organism in Eukaryota, Fungi, Basidiomycota, Agaricomycetes, Polyporales, Fomitopsidaceae.
GGCAGAUUCCGUGAUCAGAGGAGGCCCGUCGAUGAAAUCGAUCACGCUGCGUAAUGUGUCCUCGGUGCCACGAUCUGCGCGAGGACCCGACGCGCCAUGCUUGUGCGGGUGUAUAUAAGAAGGCGAGAGAGCGUGUCCCGCGAGCGAGCGACGGUGCGAGUGGGCGGGCGGGCGCUGGCGGGGGCGCUCCCAGACUCGGCGCGGGUGGUUGGAAAGUCUCACGAGGGCGCGCCGCGUGCACCGCUUUCCUCCUCCCUCGAGCUUGCCCCCUCGGUCCCUGCCAGCCCGGCCCCGUUUGGCUCGCCAGCCCGCUGAACACACGCCCUCGCCCUCCACGCCUCCUUCCGCAUCCGGCUGCCCUCCUCGCGCCCUCUCCGGACGCCUCGGCCGCUCGCUGACGACCAGCCCGUUGCGAGGACCCCUGUGUUCUCGCCUCAUAUCCGGUGAUUCAGAUUACUAUGAUACAUCUCGAUCGCGGCCACCCUUCUGCUAUCGCUGGGCAUUCAAAGUCUAAUUUGAUACUGGCGGACCCACCCCAUGCUGAUCAGCAUUCCCUCCUCUCUUGGUCGCCAUCCACCCGCACCGACACAACUUUCUAUCACGACUCCCAGGAACCAUUCGCUCUGACAAGCGACCCCGCGAAACACACGAUACCUUCUGAUCCAGCCCCAGGACAAAAGCAAGACCAACCGGCUCCAGCAACAGCCAAUCACGGCCCUAUCACUCCUGGCGACGCAGAAGAACCAAACCUGCCAGAGCCGUCGCCCUCAAGUCCUGCAGACCCACGCUCCCCAGUCGCCGACACGUCGUCUUCUCUCAGCCCACCACCAGACGCAGCGACACCCAGUGCGGCGGCGGCAGCGGCAGCAGCGUCGGACCCAGGCUCGAAUGGUGACAAGCCUCCAGGUAGUGGAGGCGAGGCGGCAGGAGAGGUGGAAGCGCCGACGGAGGGGGACAAAGGAAGCUCUGCAGAGGAGGUGGACAAGGCAUCGCGUGCAUCUACACCACUCAGUGAGCUUUCCUCUGCUCCUGAUGACGAGGAAGAGUACAAGACAAAGGAAGGAGGGGCGUCCGUUGGCGGACCAUCUCCGAGCGGCCACAAGGAGACACACGAGGCUGAUGGUCCUAACAAGAGUGCCCCACAGGGCGCAACGAGCAAGGGUCAUGCAUCAGCUGCGUCAAACGCACAAUCCCCACGCGAAGCACCGCCUGAGGCAUCAUCGUCCCAUUCGAAUCCCGCCAAAUUUGCUUCGGACGCCAGAGGAUCGUCGAUCAUCCAUUCGUCGUCGUCAUCGGUCUCGAGUCCCUUCUCCCAGCCAGAUAUCGCAUCCUUGGGAAGCGACGUCACGCUUCCGAACCAUGUCUCUGCGGCCUCCGCCGGCGCGAAGCUAGACCCCAAGGUCGUCACCACCCUGGAGCUCAACAACCAGUUGCUGAGUGUAAUGACGGCUUUGCUGAACCGCGGGUACUCGAGCGAAAACCCAUUGGUUUCUCAAUAUGGUGCGCAUGUCCAGUCGAACCUAGCUUGGCUAGCUGCAGCUGCAGACGGGAAGGAGAAGGGUCGGAAUAACGUGCCUCUACCAAAGAUGACGCCUCCGCCUCGAAUCGAUUUCCUCUCCAUGGAUCGAAUACACCAACUCUACUCCGAGAUGUCCGCCGCAUUUGCCAAAGAGAUCGCACGUCGCGCACAAGCGGGUGCCGCCUCACAUGGCAUGUCACUACCAGGCGAUCUCCAGAAUGGCCUCAAGCGCAACCGCCCAGACGAGCUCUUCCCAGACCUAGCGAACAAGCGACGCGAUACCGGCGACUCGAAGCUGUCAACACCGAUCGCAUCGACCCCGCAACUCUCGAACGCGGUGACGCCACACAUGAACCCUGGUAUGGGGCACAACCCUGCUAACCCGCUGAGCGCGGUGCCCUCAUUACAGGGGACACCAGCUCCGCAACUAGGCAGUCCUGCCAUGCCGCCACCAUCGGCACCGACAGGCAUGAUGGGCGGCGCGAACGAAGCUCAGUUGCUCGCAGCGCGGGAACGGGCUCGGCAAAUGCAACUUCAAAUGCAGCGGCAACACAUGCAGCAACAGCAGCAGCAACUCGCCGAGAGCAACCGACAGAUGUCGCCGCCUCACGCUCAGCAGGGCGGGAUGGGGAUGUCGAACAUGGCGGGUCCGUCGUCGAUGGGUGGCAUGCAGCAACAACAGCAGGGCAAUCUCGCGAUGUUGCAGCAGCAGAGCCAGGGCAACCCGAUGCUGAUGCGGCAAUAUCAGAUCUUGCAAACCCCGAACCAUCCGCUCAUGCAGUACCUGACGCAGCAGGUCCAGAACUUCACGAACCUACCAAUACCGCAACAGCUGCAGCAUAUUCAGAACGCUCAGCAGCGACAACAACGGAUGGCGAAGGAGUCCGGCGGGUCGAUGCAGAACAUGAACAUGAUGAACCCUGGCAUGCUCGCAAACGCCGGAAUGUCGCCGGGGCAGAUCAGCCCUACGAGGUCAAUGCAGCAAGCAUCCAUGCCGGGAUCCUCUUCGGCCGGUGGCAAUCCGUACGGGAACCAGGGAGCGGGUUCGGGUAUGGGUAUGCACGGAGCUGGCCUGACACCGCAACAGCAAGCGUUCCUCGCGAAUAUGACGCCCCAACAGAAGCAGCUGUACCUUAUGCAGCAACAGCAAAUGCGCAAUGGCGGCAUGUCGAAUCCGGGGAUGAUGAACCCCCAGAUGAUGGCUGCGGCACAGGAGCGGAUGCAGCAGCAACAACAGCAGCGGAUGGCGCAGGCCGGCAUGAACGCGAACGCAGGCAUGCAAAUGCCGGGCGCGAUGGAUGCGUCGGGGCACAUCCCGGCGCUGCGGUCGAAUCCGUCCAUGUCCGGGAUCGCGAGGAACACGAGGACGCCGUCGGACUCGGCGCCAUCACCAGCGGCGGGCAUGUCGCAGCGGAUAUCGGGGCACACGCCAGACGACCUCCAGCGGGCGAUGAUGAUGCAGCAGGCCCAGCAGCGCGGGAUGGCGCAUCAGCAGAUGAUGCAGCAGCAGAACGCAGGCGGGGGCAUGCCGCAGAUGAACUUCCAGCAGAACAUGCAGCAGCAGAUGUCGCCGAUGGGCCAGGGCCAGGGAUCGUACGGGAUGUCGCCGCCGAACAGCGCGGGCCCGGGAGGCGGGUUUGGUGGCGGGAUGCAAGCAGGGAUGGGUGGCACGCCCCAGCCUGGAGCAGGCGGCCAAAAUCAGUGGCAACAGAAUGCCAACGGUCUAGGCAACGGGCAGUUCCCGUUUGUCGCGCCAUCACCAGGCGCGAGCCAGCAUCACUCCGAUCCCUCCAUGACCCCGCGCCAGAUGUCGGCGACGCCCGCGCCGGGCCAGACGAUGGCACAAAACAGCCCGCAGUCGGACCAGGGCGGGCUGACCGAUUUCGCAGAUAUAUUUAAUAACUGGGGGCAGUAGCCCUGAGGCUGGUGGGACGGACGCGGUUGUUUUGAUGAUGAUAUCUGGAUCUCUCUUUAGCUGCUGCUCUCGUGUUCUUGUCAAAGUUACUCUCCGUGCUGCUUGGGCGUAUAGUAUCCGGCGGUCGUGCACAUCGUAUACAUGUCCCCCCUCCCCCUCGUCGUCCCCCCUUCUGUCUCUGUCUAUUACUCCGAUAUGUUCUGGUAUGCAGUCGUCCUCGUAUAAUAUCUGUAUCGUAGGGAAAGGCUGAUUGCUGUCGCAUUGUUAUUGAUACCUAUCUGUUGUACACUCGUAGCCUGCUUCCUCCGACCCGAAUCGCGAUACUGGAUUGACCGCACGGCACUCGCGCCCGUCAAGAAUUUCUAUUGACAGCGACUGUGACUCAGAC